AUGCAAUCCCUCACCCGCCUCGGGGGCCGCCUCCCCUCGCGUGUCCUCCCAACACGCGUGUCCGCCAUCCCGAUCCCGACGACGGCGUUCGCUCUCUCUCGACCCUUCCACGCCGUCAGCAGCCGUGCAGCCGAUGUCGCGCCGAUCGUUGGCACGGGCCCCCCUCCGCAGGCUCCGGUGAGCCAGGCGGAGGAGGCGUACGCUAGGGUUCGGAAGAGGAAGAGGCAGGCGGAGAUGUUGAGGUUGGCGAAGGAGGCCAAGGCAGGGAAGGGGAAGGGGUUGAGUAAGAGGUUUUGGGACGAGGUGACUGUUCGGGAGGUUGACGGCGCUCUCCAGGUCUUCCUCGACCAGCGACCCCUCCGCCACCCAACAACCAAGCAAAUCAUUCAAAUCCCCCUAACAAAACCCCACCUCGCGACCGCCCUCGCACUGGAAUGGGACCUCCUCUCCUCCGUCCAAGACGCAACGCGCCAACACCUCAUCCCCCUAACGGGCCUCAUCUGCCGCGCCCUCGACCUCUCCCACGAAGACCAAACCGCCGGCGCCGCAACGAGCGCGAGCCGUUCGCAGAUUGCGAAAAUGGUCAUGCGCUACCUCGACACGGACUCGGUGCUCUGCUGGGCGCCCGAGGGCGACGAGACGCAGCAGGAUGCGCAGGGUAGGACGUUGCGCGAGCUGCAGCGCCACGCGGCGGAGGAUAUUGUGGAAUUCCUCGUCUCGAGGGUGUGGCCAGGCGUUACGAUUGUUCCCGUCCUGGACGGGAGUUCGAUCGUGCCGAGGAGUCAGGAUGAGGGGGCGAGGGCUGUUGUGGAGGGGUGGGUGGCGGGGCUGUCGGCGUGGGAGUUGGCGGGGUUGGAGAGGGCGGUUUUGUCGGCUAAGAGCUUGUUGAUUGCCGCGAGGCUUGUGGUGCAGUGGAGUGAGCACGGGGCGGGGCUCGGCGAGGUGGUGGAGGAAGGGAAUGGGGAUGCAGUGGAGCGGUUCGGGGUUGAGCAGGCGGCGAGGGCGGCGAGUUUGGAGGUGGAUUGGCAGACGGGGAAUUGGGGCGAGGUAGAGGAUACGCAUGAUGUUGAUAAGGAGGAUAUUAGGAGGCAGCUUGGGAGUGUGGUGCUUUUGGUGUCUGGGACGGGGGGGAAGUGA
This is a messenger RNA of Scedosporium apiospermum, 1137 nucleotides long. RefSeq lists its product as uncharacterized. The record is from RefSeq and is a predicted model, not a curated record. Gene Ontology annotation, cellular component: mitochondrion. The transcript is spliced from 2 exons. Gene Ontology annotation, biological process: mitochondrial proton-transporting ATP synthase complex assembly. Lineage: Eukaryota; Fungi; Ascomycota; Sordariomycetes; Microascales; Microascaceae. Bases 1 to 1137 code for a protein of 378 amino acids.